AUGCGAAGGGGACAACUGCUUGAUGCCGAUGAUGAACAAGAAGAAGAUGACGACGAUGAUGAUUUUGACGCUAACGUUGUAGCUGAUGAAUUAAACGAAGUGCACAUAGACGAUGUGAACAACGUUAACGACGAAAGUGUGAGUCUGGCAGUUCGCAAAGUCAAGAGUGAGUGUAAUAACUCCAAUAACGAUAACAAUGAGGACGAUGGGGAUGAUGAAGAUAAUAAUGACGAUGACGACAACGAUGAAGAUGACGACGAUAAUAACAAUGACGAUGAUAGUGAUAUAAACGAUGACGAAGAAGAUAACAAUGAUGAACACGAGGACGAUGAAGAAAAUGAUGAUGAAGUCGAUGACGUCGAAAAUGGCGAUAAAAAUAUUGACAAUAACGAUGACGACAAUAACGAUGACGAUGACAAUAAUAAUGAAGACGAUGAUGAAGAUAAUGAUGACGAAUAUGAUGAAAAUAAUGAUGAUGAGUACGAUGACGAUGAAGAAAAUGAUGAUGAAGUCGAUGACGUCGAAAAUAUUGACGAUAGGGCGCUGAGUGCGAUUAACAGUUUGAAAUCGCUAAUUACAAUGAAGCCUGUCUUAAAAAUAUUCAACCCAAAACACGAAACCGAAUUGCACACGGACGCAUCGAUUGAUGGAUUUGUUGCUGUCCUGCUCCAGAAAUCACCUGAUGAUGGAAGUAUACACCCAGUAUACUACAUGAGCAAAAACUUCAGAUGCUGA
Drosophila sulfurigaster albostrigata is the source of this 735-nucleotide messenger RNA. RefSeq names its product protein PFC0760c-like. NCBI's taxonomy places the organism in Eukaryota, Metazoa, Arthropoda, Insecta, Diptera, Drosophilidae. The transcript is spliced from 3 exons. The coding region runs from base 1 to 735 and encodes 244 amino acids. The record is from RefSeq and is a predicted model, not a curated record.